Molecule: messenger RNA, 2022 nt
Organism: Salvia miltiorrhiza (redroot sage)
Lineage: Eukaryota; Viridiplantae; Streptophyta; Magnoliopsida; Lamiales; Lamiaceae
Product: protein CUP-SHAPED COTYLEDON 2-like
Exons: 3
Coding region: 770-1747 (325 amino acids)
Biological process (GO): regulation of DNA-templated transcription
Molecular function (GO): DNA binding
Source: RefSeq, a predicted model, not a curated record
AUGACAAAGUGAAUCUACAGCGGUGAAGAUGAGAAGAAAUGGGAGAAAAAGAAAGAGAAAAGGUGGACAUGGAUUUACCUUGUCUCUGUCCACACGAUUUUUAUUUAAUCUUGUACUGUGCUACUGACAGAUGAGAUAUGGAUCAGCUUUAUCGAUCCAUGGUGAAUUCAUGAAAAUCUCUCUGUCACUCUCUCUCUCUCUCUCACCUCUCUCUUAUUUUCUCCAAAAGGCCCUCGCCCUUUAAACUACUUUCUGUUCCUUCCCUUUCAUUUUCUUCACUGACAUUGGAAUACCUGCACACUUCCUCACGCACGCACGCAUAUUCAAACAAAAUACACAUCAUCUCCCCCCUUUGAAAUACCAUUACAUACCACCCCACCCCACCCUCACCCCCUACCACAAUAGCCAUAGGGGACGCUGCAGAGUUCAGAGAGAUCAGACCCCCAACCUCAGAUUUUUCUGCCUAUAUCAUACCUUAAUAUUAUUUCGCCUUUUCCUCCUGCCCACUCAACUCAUUGAUUAAUCAAAUCCCCAUGAAACCUAACAACACUCCAUCCCUCUUCCCCCAAUCCCCCUCUCUCUCUCUCUCUCAUCAAUCAUCCACCACUUUGUUUUCUUGCCACAAACAUCUAUAUAAAUAUUCCUAAUAGUUAAAAGCUACUCCUUUACAUGCACAGAUAGGGUAGAAUGGAUACUCAGCUUUUCCUUGAGUUUCUUUGGUAAGCCUUUUCGAUCUCAUUUUCCUAUUAAGUUAAUUUGUUUGUGAGAAAUGGAGAGCUACGAAGCAUUACCGCCGGGGUUCAGAUUCCACCCGACCGAUGAAGAGCUGAUAACCUACUACCUUCUCAAGAAAGUUCUAGACUGCAACUUCAGCAGCAGAGCCAUCGCCGAAGUCGAUCUCAACAAGUCCGAGCCGUGGCACCUUCCAGGCAAGGCGAAGAUGGGGGAGAAAGAGUGGUACUUUUUCAGCCUCCGCGACCGGAAGUACCCGACCGGGCUGAGGACGAACCGGGCGACGGAGGCGGGCUACUGGAAGGCCACCGGCAAAGACCGCGAGAUUUACAGCUCCAAGAGCUCCUCGCUAGUCGGGAUGAAGAAAACCCUAGUUUUCUACCGUGGAAGGGCCCCCAAAGGAGAGAAGACUAACUGGGUCAUGCACGAGUAUCGCCUCGAAGGAAAGUUUGCUUACCACUACUUGUCCCGAAAUUCCAAGGGCGAAUGGGUGAUUUCUCGAGUGUUCCAAAAGAGCGGCGUCGGCAGCUCCGGCGGCAAGAAGAGGCCGAUCUCAAACCCUGAAGUGAGUUCGGCGUCGUCAGUCUCCCUGCCGGCGCUGCUGGAGCCUUCCACGGCCUCCACCGACCGCGAGAGCUGCUCCUACGACGGCGGGAUUGCCAACACCAAGGAGCACGUGCCCUGUUUCUCCACUUCCACCACAGUAGCCGGUUUCAACCACAACUCUCUCCUUCAGCAGCUGCCGCCGUCGUGUGUGAAUCCGUUACUGCUUCAGGACACCUCGUCGUCUUAUGCUUCCUACUGCUCGAGGCACGGCCUCGGAGUGUCUGCGUUUCCGAGCCUGAGAUCGCUCCAGGAGAACCUCCAGCUGCCCUUCUUCUUCGCACCGCCGCCGCUGCCCGUGCAAAGCGGCGGCGAUCAAAUGUCUGGCACUUACGGAAAUGUUGCGCGGUGGGCGGCGCCUGAGAGUCAGAAAGUGGAAGCGAGUGAGCUCGAUUGCAUGUGGAGUUACUAAUGCGGAAAUCCUGACCUACAAGUUUAGCUUAUAUCAAUAAUUUGAGUAGUCGCUGCUGAUGAGAAACAUGUGCGACCUUUUAUUUCGCUAUUCUGUUGGUACUUUUGGUUUGGACUCAAAGACUUAUUGAUGUUGUAGUUUCAACCUGUAGAAACAUUAUGUUAAGACCUAGUAUUGUUUAACUACCAUGACGUAUUAGUUAAUGUCGAGUGCUUAAACUUUUAUCUAUCUUGAAUCCUAUUUCCGUCCCUAUGAACUUUUUUAUAAUUUUGGAC